This is a messenger RNA of Culex quinquefasciatus (southern house mosquito), 1022 nucleotides long. RefSeq names its product leucokinins. The record is from RefSeq and is a predicted model, not a curated record. NCBI's taxonomy places the organism in Eukaryota, Metazoa, Arthropoda, Insecta, Diptera, Culicidae. The transcript has 2 exons. The coding region runs from base 110 to 838 and encodes 242 amino acids.
CAACGGUCAACUCCGUCAGUUGGGAUAAAACCGUUGCACGUGAGACAUGUGAGAUUCGAUUUCGUUUAAAAACAGCAAUCCCGAGAAAAAAAAGAAGUCCCACAGAGACAUGCCUCGAUUAGUGUUGCACCUGGUUCUGACGGUGGUGGCCGGAACGGUACUGGCCCUCGACCAGGACCAGCAGCAGGACGGCGGAAGUGAUGGUAGUGAUGAACUGGCCAGGAUUAUCAACGGCUGUGAGUGGACUAGCAGGCAGAACGUCAUCUCGGAGAUACUGCUCGAGCGGUACCGGAAGUACGUGCUGGACCGAUUUCUGCUGCUGGACGACGUGUGCGCGGUGUACGAGUGGAAUAAAAACCUCAAACAGCAGCCGCCGGAGGAUUUUGACGGGGCGGAGAACGCCGUUGGGGAUGGGAAAAAUAACAACGACUUCCACAAUACCCAAGAACAUGUCCAAAAUGACGAUGAAGACGACGAUGACCAAUCGCCUCAAAAAUCCCCGUCCAACUCAACGUGCAGCAAGAGUGCCAAGGACGCUUUCAACUGUCUGACGCACCAGUUGGGCGAUCCCACGAUGAACGCCAUCAUCCUGGACAAUCUGGAACUGAUCUGCGAUCCACGGUACUCCUCGUCCAGCACUUCCGGUGCCCAAAAACGCAGCAAAUACGUUUCGAAGCAAAAGUUCUUCUCCUGGGGCGGAAAGCGCAACAACGUGUUCUACCCGUGGGGUGGCAAACGGGUCUCCGGACGGGUCCACCGGCAGCCCAAGAUUGUCAUCCGGAAUCCGUUCCACUCGUGGGGUGGAAAACGCAGCUCCGGCGAUGUGCAGGACUUUUAAGUCCGAUGUGAUUGCGGUUAGAGAGAGUCCGUCGCGUUCCCUUCGGGGAAGUGUGGCCGAAGCCCGUUGAGUCUAUUUCCUUGCAAUAAAUACCCAAACAUCAGUUGUCAGUGCAUGUUCCAGUUUCAUUCAUAGGCGUACAAUGUAUAAUAAACGAGCAUAUUAAGCCCCCACCAAGGGUUGA